CUUCUUGGCGUCAAUUCCGCGGAGGAACGUCCUAUACCGGUGUCAACUUCUGUUAAACACCGACCGAGGGAUGGAAAGAAAACUGAACGACGGCGGCAUGCUAUAUGAUGGACAAGAGGGAAGCGUUGACGUCACCGUGAGAGCAGGACAGUUUGAGCCGGACCUAAGAGGUUGUUUACAGUGAGCCGAGCUACGAUAUGAACUUGAACCGCUGUGCGUCCUAGUCGCACCACAACGCCUUUAAGGAUUUAUUGGAUUUAUUUUAGGUUGCACUGCUCUUUUUUUGUUUGUUGUGUCCAUUCGUAUGGAUUUAACGCUGGGCAGGAAUGACUAUAAUCUGGAUAUGGACUACCCGCCCCCGAGCCAUUUUACGCACAGCUCUUCAGGGAGUCGUCUGUGACCGCAGCAGCUCCAGUGACAGUUGUGCCCAAGCCAGACAUAAGUAUUAUAUACACGAGUUUCCAAAUCGUCUUAAUUUGUCUUCGGCUGCCCGUUUUUCAUAAGAAGACUUGGUAAAACACAAGAACAAUCUCGUCGCUGGUUAUCUAAAGUUGAUCAUUGGUAACCUAUCGAGUGUCCGUUUUGGAGAUGCUGUUAAUAGCAACACAGAUCGCUUAACGCUUGCGGGCACAGACGCUACGUGCUACAUUUUGUGUCACUGCUGCACAUUUGUUGGUUUGGCUUUUAUUCCCAGGGGAUUUAUUCCCAGGGCCUUCUCGGCCUGUAUUCUCUGAGAUGUUGCUACUUUCCCCGCUGCUCUUCUUUUUCCUGCGCUCUGCGCUCUUGAUCGCCACGCGUGGGGUGGACGUCGGCGGCGCGCACAAUGAAGACCACCGCGGGUUCGUCUUCCCCGGGGGGAGCGGGGGCGCGGGUUUCGAGCCCAUAGACCUGUGCAUGAUGGUCUCCCCGCCCUGCGUGAGCGAGGCGGACCGCUACAGCCUGGAGGCCCUGCGCAACAUACACCAGAUGAUGGAUGACGACCACGAUGGAGGCAUCGAAGUCGAGGAGAGUGUGGAGUUCAUCAUCGAGGACAUGAAAGAGCAGCAGACCAACAAGCACAGCCACCUGCACCGAGAGGACCAGCACAUCACUGUGGAGGAGCUCUGGAGGGGGUGGAAGUCCUCAGAGGUCCACAACUGGACUCAGGACGCUGUGCUGCGCUGGCUGAAGGGCUUCGUUGAGCUGCCACAGUACGAGAGGAACUUCAUGGACUUCAAAGUGAACGGGAACACACUCCCCAGGAUCGCAGCCAAUGAACCAGCCUUCCUCAGCGGCCACCUCAGAAUCCAGGACCAAAGGGACAAGCAGAAGCUUAACAUCAAGGCUCUGGAUGUGGUGCUGUUUGGACCACCCACACGUCCUCCUCACAAUUACAUGAAGGACCUGCUGCUGAUUGUUUCCGUGGUGAUGGGGAUCGGUGGGUGCUGGUUUGCACAGACCCAGAACAAAGUGAGCAAGAUCCACAUCUCCAAGAUGAUGAAGGACCUGGACAGUCUGCAGCGUGCCGAGCUCAGUCUCCAGGAGCUGCAGGAGCAGCUGGAGCGAGCGCAGGAGGAGAAGCGUAACGUGGCGGAGGAGAAGCACCACCUGGAGGAGAAGAUGAGGGACGAGAUCAUGGGGGCUCAGCAGGAGGCCCACCGGCUCCACCGGCUGAGGCAGGGCGCCGUCACCGAGCUCAGCCGUCUGCGCUACGCAGAGGAGGAGCUGGAGCAGGUGCGCGGGGCGCUGAAGCAGGCGGAGAAGGACAUGCAGCUCAGCUGCUCGGCCUCCGAGGGCCUGCAGCUCUGGCUCCAGCUCACCCACGAGGUGGAGGUCCAGUACUACAGCGUCAAGAGGCAGAGCGCAGAGCUACAGCUGGCCUCCGCAAAGGAAGAGGCGGAGAAGAUCAAGAAGAAGAGAAGCUCUCUGCUGGGGACUCUUCACGUGGCGCACAGCUCCUCCCUGGACCAGGUGGACCACAAGAUACUGGAGGCCAAGAACGCCCUCUCCGACGUGACCGCCUGCCUGCGCGAACGCCUCCACCGCUGGCAGCAGGUUGAGCGUCUGUGCGGCUUCCCCAUCUUCAGGAACGCUGGCCUGGCCCACCUCACUGCCAUGCUGUACUCGGAGCCCGUCCCGGUCCCCGUGAGCCGGGGCCAGGCCUCGUACUCCUGCCAGAGCUCCCUGCACGGCUCCAUGGAGGACCUGAUGGAGGACUCCUCCGCCUCCAUCAUGUCUCAGAUGCCAGGAUCGUCCCUGAAGCGCUCACCUCGGCCCCGGGGCUCCGUCAUCUGUCGACUGCGUCGGCCCGGUGUCAUCGUCCCGCCCCAAGCAACCAUGAUCUCCUCAGACCCGGACCUCCUCAUCCCCAUUAGAGCGCCGAUGCCCCGUUCAGAAGACGAAGAGGGGCGCUUCAUCAACCCCAACAGACCACCACACAUGAAACAGAGUUCCCUUGAGUUGUAUCCAGACACAGAUUACAUGGUUCCGGGAAGCAGAACCUAUCCCAGCUCCUCCUCCAAUGACUCCUCCAGAAAGCUUUAUAGGGAUGAAGCUAUGGAGCCGUUUGCAGACGCCUCCAUCAGGAAGACCAGCACUACAGAAUUGGAGGCUUCCAUUGAGCCUCCAGUCCAAAAGAUCUCUGUGGGGGAGGUUGAGGCAUCUGUAGAACUUGCCCAAAGAAAAUGGAAAGAUAAACCCAUUGAGACUCCUGGGCUGCACAUGCUUGAGGAGGCUACUGAAUCGACAAUGGACAGUGGCUUUAGGAGGAAAUCCAACGAGAGGAAUGAAGAUUCACUGGAGAGCCAUGGGAGGAAGAUACUAUCUAAUGACCCAGAAGCUGAUGUAGAAUUUGCACCUCGCAGAACAGACUUACUAGACUCUGCUUCGAGGAACAUUUACAGAGAUAGAAGUGAUUUAUCACAGGAUGCUCCAAAUAGAAAGACGCUUUUGAGUCAACCGGAUGCAUUGGUGGAUGUGGCAGCGAGGAGGCUAACCAGAAAUAUGAUGGGAUCUUCAAUGGACAGCGGCUGCAGAAAACUGCAGAGGGAAGGGGCAGAGCAAAUACGUGACUCAAACCCUAGAAAAUUAACCAGGGACUCAAUGGGAAUGUCUAUGGACACAGGAGUUAGGAGGUUGGCUUGGGACAAGACAGACAUGUUUCAGUUUGAGUCUCUUGUGAGAGGUGUGCCGAAAGAUAAGUUGCCUGAGAGCAUCCCCGCCAGAAAGAUAUCCAGAGAGGAGCUGGAGUAUUGUGCAGCAAGGACAGCGAGAGAUGAAUAUGAGAUGGGUGUCGGCUCACUAUUGCGAACGACACCUCGGGAAAAGAUGUACAUUGCUGUCGAUGCACCCACAGGGAAUGUCUGCUGGGAUAAAGCUGAUGUUGAAACGGCAAAGCAACGGGUCCUUAGGGAGUCCGAGUUCUUGGUGCACCCUGAAGCCAACACGUGUCCCAGUAGGAUGGGUCAGCCGGACCUGACCUUAACGUCUCCAUGGAAACAACAACCCUCCGACCUGAUGGCCCCCGGCCCGUUGUGCCAGCUCGUGUACGACGGCAUACUGGAGAAGUCCUGCCCCUCGGCGGGGCCCGGCCUGAGGGAACUGUCUGCGUCGACGCCCAACCUGCCCCAGAGCCCACUGGGAGGAGAGGGGGCCUCACUGCCAGCUCCAGCACCAUCAGGACCACCACCCGUCCCACCAAGGGCCUCCCACUCUGCUACUACCAGGCACGUCCCUGAAGGAGAGGAACCGAGCAAGGACAGAGACAAGGGCAAGAAGUCCUCAAAGCUGAAGAACCUGUUUAAAAAGAAAAAGGACUGCGCUCCAGAAAGACUGGAGGGUGGCCUGCAGAAACUAUAACUCUUGUUGUUUCGAUUUUGUGAAACUUGACGUUUAGACUUUAUCUGAACAAUAUAAUUUAGCUCUUCCUUUGAGUCCUAGAUUAUCAAACGGCCGAUGGGGCCGGUGCCCCUGGGACCUCUGUUUUUAUUAAUGUGUAUGUGUUGAAAUACAAACCAAUGAAUGCAGAGGUCACGUAUUUGCAAUUAAGAAAAAUAUUAUGAUUGGUUUGCAGGCUGUUUCAGUAUCAUGAUGGUGGACGAAGCGAGUUGACCCGUGACAGUGGGAAUUUGGAUAAGGGAAGGGUGGGAAGGUUUUACUAAUGUUAACUGAGCUGAGAAUAGACAACCUUAAAUUAAGUUGCAUAAAGUUAGGUGUGAACCAGGGGCAUCUGAUCAUGUAUGCCUUAUCAAAUAGGAAUAUCUAGUGUUUUCCUUGUAAGCUUUUCUCAAAUUUACAUCACAAGUGAUGAGCAUAUAAUGGACAAUCCUAAUUUCAGGUACUUAUUCUUGUCUACAAGUUGUGACAAGAAUAUUUUGUGACAACUAAAUAAAUAGAUAUCAUUGGGUUUCUGGGGAAAACAUUACAUCUCUAUGCCAGGAUGUGAAUAUGGAGGAAAUCCUGUAUGAUCAGAUGUACUUGUUACAUAUAUAAUUGUUCGCUACAUGUCUAUACGCAGAACAGUAUAAAUCGAUUACUGUGUGUGUGUGUGCGUGUGAGCAUGUGUGCGUGUGUGUGUGUGUGUGAUGUGAGAAUCGGAAUCAUUGAACUGUUUUGCUGGAUGUGGGGCAGUUUGUGCUUACGUAUGCCAUGGAGCUACACACUGUAAGCUAAUGGGUUGAUAUUGUUACCACUGGCACAGGAAAGCAUUGUUGCGACCAUGUGGUUUGAACCCUUUAUGAUAGCAGAUAUCUACUGGGAAUGAUAUUGUCCAUAAGAUUGUGAUCACAGGCUGCAGCUUUACACUGAUCAAGGUCAGUGUAAAUCCUGCAUAAGCUACAGGCGUUCCCAAAAGAUAGUAAAAUUAUUGAUCCGUGCUUAUGUUUCUAAAAAUAAUUAUCUAACAACGAAAGCUAUGUCCACAAUAUAUCUUUAUUUGAAUAAUUUAUUUAUUUGUAACAAAUUCUGUAGCAUGGAUGAAGCAAUGAAUUUUUAUUAUUUUGCAUUUGAAUACUUUGUCGACCUCAAACCAAGACUUUUGGCUACUAAAUCACGACAUGAUCCUUAGGUUAAAAAGUGUCUGAAAAGACAUUAAAUCAUGCAAUAUAAAUUUGUCUUUAAUAUUUUGUGUUGCUAUAAAUGAUUUGCUACAAAGGACAUAAUAUAACUUGAUAAUAAAUUCAUAAUCCAGGUUGUCACAGGAAGUAGAUUUUUGUGUUAACAGAGUAUAUAAUAUAUUUCUGUGAUUAUUUGUACUAUUUUAAUUUGGAAGUAAUUAGGAAACUUAAAUAGGAAGUAUGCUGGUUUUUUGGAAAGCUUCAGUUUCAAUGACAAUGAAAUGUAUUUUACAAAACUUUAUUAAUGUACAUUUUCUCUUGGCAAUCCUUUUCAAAUACACUAUGCUUUGGUUUAAGAGGCAACCGUGUAGCUGUAAACCACAGCUUAUCUUUGACUUGAACAAUUGAACAUAUGUUUUUUUUUAUGUUUUGUGUACGUUCAUUUUGUUCUUCAUUAUAUGCUCUUUCCUCUUCUUCUGUUCCUUUCUGUGCUUCCACUUCUUCUUUGGGUCCGAAGCUCAAAACACACUACCACUCAAAAUCCCUCAAGGAUGUUAUCCAAUAAGAUUAUUCAACAAAUUGUAGCCCAAAAUAUAUAAUUUCGUAAAUAUUUUACUCUAUAAUAACAUUACCAAUUUGUCAAAAAAAAAUACAGAACAUCUACAUGUCUUGCUCAAACUUUCCAGAUGACAGCACCUUAACAUGCAUUUGGGUCCUUAUGAAACCAAUGGUAUUGGUACAAUUCAUAUACUAUGAAUUGUCUAUUCAUAGUAUAUGAAAAGCAUUGCUGUUUUGAUUUUACAUUGUUUUCUUUUUUAAUACUUGGACGGCUACAAGUGCUGCUUGCAGCUUUAUUUCUUUGAUUGUUUACAGCUCAAUGAACACACUUAUGUUCACAUUUUUUAAUUUGUUUUCUUUUAUUUGUUGUAUGUAUUUCAAGAGAGUGUUUGGGCCAUAUGUAGGGAAAAGGUUUUAUUCCGGCAGUGUUGGUAAAAUGUAUGUAACAGAGUUACUCUGGAGAAGUUUAAUGGUACCGUCAUAUUAUUUAAUAAUCAUGAACACAUUGGGGCAGUAAUGCAUCAUACACAUUUUUCAGAACAGACAUGCUCUUAAAUAUCUUUCUUGUUUUCUAAACACAACUACCAGUAACUAUCAAUACCCAGCCAUGUAACAUAUGUCUCCUUUGAAUAAAAAUUAAAAAAGGUA
This is a messenger RNA of Gadus macrocephalus (Pacific cod), 6239 nucleotides long. RefSeq names its product stromal interaction molecule 2-like. Gene Ontology annotation, biological process: store-operated calcium entry; activation of store-operated calcium channel activity; intracellular calcium ion homeostasis. The transcript is spliced from 12 exons. Gene Ontology annotation, molecular function: calcium channel regulator activity; protein binding; calcium ion binding. Bases 736 to 3837 code for a protein of 1033 amino acids. Gene Ontology annotation, cellular component: plasma membrane; endoplasmic reticulum. NCBI's taxonomy places the organism in Eukaryota, Metazoa, Chordata, Actinopteri, Gadiformes, Gadidae. The record is from RefSeq and is a predicted model, not a curated record.